AUGCCUCUCCCACAAGCACAAUUAUUCGAAGAUGAAUUUCCCCUGGUUCGCACUUGUCCUGCCCUCAACGAAAUUCGCCUCACUGAGGAAAUUAAAGAUCUAACCAUUGAGGUAGCCGCCCCUGCUCUUAUCCCUCGUUACACUGAAAUUUGUGGUGUAGGUGAAGGACGGAGUCGCGCUUCACGCACACAGGAUAAUACUAGCAGCCCGCAUCCCUUCAUUUCGAGCGACCCUCAGUGGUCCUCUCAGGGAGGGAAAUUCGGUUCUAAGAUGGCCGACAGUGCCUGUGAGGUAAAUAUUCCGCGUGUUAUCGGCUUUCAUUGUUAUUUAUGCAUUUUUUAGCCUAGCGACAACACUAAUUAACUAUGCGUAUACCGGUCAGGUGGAGAUUACGCAAACAAAUGUGGAGGGCAUAGUUAUGUUUGCAAGGAUGGUCAAGCUUCCUGUGCUUGAGACUUGGGCAGUGAAAUUUAUGCUCAACAAGUAGAUAUUCCCAAUUCGUCCUGUUUACCUCUUCGUCCCUAGUGUCAAUUUGGAGAAUCUGGCAGCCACAUGGGACAUUGCCAGGUCUUUGAAGGUGGGAGUACUGACGGAAGCCUGCGUCCAACGAAUGAGGGAGGGCUUUGAGAGUUUCAUUUAUAGUGACCUAUUUGUUCGCUUGCCAGCGGAUACAGUGCUCAGUCUGCUUCAAAGCGCCAGUCUGCCAGUUAAUUCUGAAGAACAAAUUCUGGCAGCCAUUUCGCGUUGGAUAUGCCCUAGCGGAGAGAUUGAUGAUGAGAAGUUGAAGUUACACGCUCCGGGAAUGUUGAAAGAAGUCCAGUGGGACCGGACGACUGUGCACUUCCGCAAACGCCUAUUGGAGCGUUAUCCAAUGUUCACGGAUAAUCCCGGAUGUGCGUGAGUAUAUGCGGUUCGAGUUUGUUAUUUUAUUAAUGGAAGUCGACUUAUACUUUCAGUUGAGCAGUGGAUAGGCGCUGCAGACAAGGACGAGCUUCCGCGUCCCUUUACUAAACACAGGAGACCAUCUCUGGCAUGCUUUCUCUUUGGAAAGGAUCGAAGUGGCGACAAGUGGUCUGUCCUCCGUUUUGACUCACACCUGCAAAAUGAAAAACGAGUUGCCGACAUGGAAAUGCGCUAUGGCGCCACGUACAGUGUCGUGGGGGUGAGUUGACUGACAUACUUUCACCUAAAUUAACAUUCUAAUUAUAAUAUUUCGGAUGAUUCUAGUAAUCCAGUUUGCUCAUUUUCACAUUAUAUAUCUGUCGUCUGAUAUUUUGUGCAGCUAAUUCCCUCCAUCAGAAUUUUUGUGAAGAAAUUCAAUGAUUUAUGCUUUUCCGAAUUACAGCACUCUCGUGUCCCAUAACGGACUGAAUUUUAGUGAUGGUGAUGUCCGGAUCAGUUUAUGUUAUGGUACAAUGUGUACGUCGUUUUAAAAUACCUGUGGUCAAUCAGACUCGCCAAAGAUUAUCUGGCGGUCAAGGAUAUCGGAUCACACUGUCAAACUGUAACAGGGAGUGGACAGAUUUCGGAUACUACUGACUCUGUGUUGCAUCUGUAGGAACAGAAAUUUUUAGUUAUUCUGAUAGAAAUGAAGACUGCAGUUCAUGAAUAUAAAUGCUUUAGUCAAUACUUUAUAUUGGUACAGGGAACCGUUUAGUGAGAUUGUCUGACACAGUGAUGGCGCAGGUGACAGUCUGGGACAUAUACAUGUCUAGUCCGAGUUGCCGGAGUUGGAGGGUGGUAACUGGUUUGCGAGACUCCACACUGCCGAAUAUAGACUGACGGUUCUUGCCUAGGGAUGAGCACGGUAGUCAAUAAUUCGUGCACGCUGACCUUCAUUGUAUUCCCUCAAGAUGAUUGGACGGCCGGUACUGCUUGUGCUGGCCUACUGAGUCUUGAGAUUUUCACACGGCUGUUUUGUGUUUUCAUAUGAUGGCCACCCCAACAGCGUCCCAACUGAAGCGUUGGGCAUUUUCUAGUGACUUUGCAAUGACGACGACAGCGCCUGGUGCCAACAGAUGGCCAGUUGGUGAUGUUAAGUAAGAAUGUCAAUGUGCCGAUGCCUGUGUGGGCAACGUACAAACAGGGACACUGAAUAAAUGGAAUACGAAAGAAGACACUGGCCAUGUGUCUUAGUAGAAAGAAUGCUACUCGCAAGCAGAAUGCUGGCUUGUGCAAUAUUUGUAUACCAAACUGGUUUCAAUAAGAAGGCAUGCCUUGUAUAAUUUCCUAGGAAAUUAAUGCGCGACCUUGGAGUAAACCUUUCGGAACAGACUUUUUCAGGAACGGUCCGAAAUUCGAUAUGAGUAUUUGGACUAAAAUCCAUCACCUACUGCGGAAUAACCAAGUAAUAUUCUCAAAUCGCCUACAGGUAGCCAUUAGUAUAGAACUGUGUAAUUAUUUACCGUGGUAACAACACAGGCAUCAGUUAAAAGCCCAGACAGCGUGUUUCGCCGAUCUAGUGCCGCUGCCUGGCGCAGCUGCGGGGGGUGCGGCCCAUCAGUUGGUCCCUCAGCUUUCCCCGUGUGUUUUCUUGUAUAUAAACUCCAGUUUCAACUUGUCCUUUUUAAGUUCCAAGGAAAUAAAUGCGCGAACUUGAAGUAAACCUUUCAGAACAGACCUUUUUGUGAGACUGGCUGACGCAGUGACAGCAUAGGUGACAGACUGGUACACCACCUAAACCGUGAAUUUUAGAGGUGUUCGACUUCUGCACGGAUGAGUAACAAAGGCCUAUGAAUACCCUUCUCAACGCGCCAAACACUGAAUACGCCUCCGAAGCAUUUUAAGUAUAUUUAAAAAUGUAUGUUCUCAUUUACAUUACCCUUUAAAUGUGUAUUGAUAACAGUCAACAUAUACAGUGCUUUACUAUAAAAUAGAAACAAGUGAAGAGGAAGAGUCGAGCACCGGACCAAUUCGUUUUUUAUCCUGAGCUUUCAGACUCGUACAGGAGUCCAUCCUCAGAGGUAGUGACAGAAACAGGAUAGGCGACAGUUAUAAGGCACGUAGACCCAAUCAUCGACCGACGUCGCACGACUGGAGGUGACCACGAAGGGCUCUGUACGCCGGCGCCAGAUCGAUAAAUCGAUUGACCGAGUUCUCAUCCGAGGCCCAGGCUUCAAUCAAUUCUCGGCCUGUCUUGUUUCCGGCGUGGGCGACUAUUUUGUUGGCUGCGAAGUCAAACUCGUGACCCAUUUCGUAGGUGUGGGCGGCCACUUGUGAUAGUGCGUCGCCUCGCCGUACAGCCACCUUAUGUUCGUGUAUGCGCGCUCCGAGCAUGCGUCCAGUCUGUCCUGUGUAGUUGCAAGGACAAUUUUGACACGGAGUGCGAUACACUACUCCAGAUUGCUCUUCAGGUUUUAACCGGUCUUUAAUUUUCAUGACCCUGCUGCGCAUGGUGGCUUUGGGGCGGUGUGCAAUUCCAACACCUAGCUCCGCAGCAAUGCGCUCGGUCGUUUCUGAAACACCCUUGAUGUAUGGCAGAGAAUGCCAUAUCGUCGGUGGCGUUGAUGUUCGAGUUCUCGGGUGGCGACCGCGUAGGCAGCGACUCAUGAAUGCCUUUGGAUAGCCAUUUUGCACAAACUGGUCGCGAAAAUAACGGGCCUCACGUGCUCUGUCCUCCGGUUUGCUGCAAUGACUUUGGAUCCGUUUGAAGAGCGUCUUCACACAGCUUCCUUUGUGAGCCACCGGAUGGUUGCUGCGAAAACUCAGACGCUGUGUGAUGUCCGUAGCCUUCCUAUAAACAUAGAAACACGUAUAUAUCGUAAAUACGCAUGUUUGCGUCUACCGUUCGCUACUCUGCGACCGUCCAAGGCAUGUCAACGUCUGACAUAUCAUAAUCAGCACAUCUCGAUCCUCGCACGCUGGUGUGCUCUGGUAGUUCUCCGGUGUCUGAUUCGCUGGCGAAAGAUGCGCUCGGGCGCCCGCUGGGUAAACAGGUCGUAAGCAUAGCUACCCAGUCAUCCAGGUCUUUUUUGUUGUUGUUUUUGUCGUUUAUCAAAUUCCUCGUCAAGCGUUUGUUGUGGAGUGAAGCCCCCAUGACAUUCGCCUUUGUCCACCCCGUCUACGACCUUCUUGACUCUGUCUUGGCCCCAGGCCCAAAUGGAGGAGAGAGAGAGAGAGAAAGUUUAAUGAGCCCAGUUAUUUGAUACCGCGACCCCAUUUUAAGACUAAGUCGAGAAAAUCCAAGCAAAUAGGCCGCGUUAGAACGGACUUGAUCGAAAGUGCCGUCCAGAGAGGAACGAAGGCAGUGGAUGAAGGGUCAGUUAGUCAAGUUGAAACUCACACCAGGUCGAGUAUCCGCGUAACCGUUGCACAAACUCCAAGAUAAACAAAAGUGCAUAAAUGCGAGUCUGGGAAGCGCUUAACAAAUAGAAUAACUAUAAAAAGUUGCAUAUAAACAAAAUAUGACGAAGGGUUGCUACAGGAGUGCACAAGUCAACAUUUCCUAUAAACUAAUUCACACACAAAUCACCGUGCCUGUUUUCAUUCGACUGUGGAGCACACGGUAGACAUCGUCGGAUGCGACGGUCAAAUUAUCAUUCUGUGCCCGUCCACGUCUUCCCUGAGAUACUGAACUCUCGUUAGCGCGUCUUCUGUUUGACACUGACUGUUAUGAUACCACUUUCUUUAGUUGCAAGAGGGUAUAAUGCAAUAAAAUUGCGGUGCAAUCUCUCUCUCUCUUAAUCAGGUAUGUACUGUGUAUACAAGGUAAAUUAAAUGAGUGCUCAGAUAAUAGAUAAUACAGUAAUGUACCGUAUAGAGUAGAAAAAUAUACACAGUGCUAAAAUUUAUGUGCGGGUGCUUGCCGAUAACGAUGUUUGAUGAUGAUGAUGAUGAUGAUGAUGAUGAUGAUGAUGAUGAUGAUGAUGAUGAUGAUGAUGAUGAUGAUGAUGAUGAUGAUGAUGAUGAUGAUGAUGAUGAUGAUGAUGAUGAUGAUGAUGAUGAUGAUGAUGAUGAUGAUGAUGAUGAUGAUGAUGUAGCAGGCUGUUCAGUGACACCGUGAUGGGGGGUGUGUCUGUAAGGAGAUGAUAUGGUCAGACUUGGUUAUGUAGCCCCACCUGCAGAAAAGGAUCCCCAGCCACCUGUAAUACAGGAUUUGCGGUAAAAGGGGUUUUUACGGGUGGGGCCGGCAACGCACAGGCGAGGAGCUCAAGUAAAUGAAAAGCUAUUGAGAAUACGCGGUUGUACUUUGAGUGGUUGAUAAAUAGUUGCCGUUAUCCUAACCUCCAACACUGACUCCUAACUCUAAACCCUAAGCCUACCCCCUUACCCAGACCGCAACAGUAUUGUCUUCACCAGGCGGGUCUACAUAACCACAUCUCACCGAUGAUAUAUAUCGUCUGUCUUACAUCAGAUUUGUUUAGUGAAUCAGACACCUCUAAAGCUGGUUGCCCACAUCUUAGGCACAUUUUGUAUUUUUCCUUCCCGUCACCAAGGAUGAAAGAAUUUUCGUGGUUGGAGGGCAGACUACAGAGCAGAUUGGCUCAAACUGCGUUGACGAGUUCCUGGUGGAGGAAAGGCGCUGGCUCAAGCGGGCGCCCCUUGCCAUCCGACGCCGAGAUCACGCCGCCGCAGUCGUGAAGAUUAAAACCGCGGACAGGGAGGGUGGAGAGGAAGCAUUAAUUGGCGUUUUUGGUGGGUCUUACAAGGAAGGCGACACCUGGACAUUCCUUUCGUCAUGCGAAAUUCAUGACGUCAAUCAGGCUAGGUGAGUAAUUUUUUUAGAAGCUGUUGGUCAUCUCUCUCUUUCUUCUGUACUUGAUCUUCCUCAAAUCGCCCCAACAGAUGGCAUAAAUUACCUGAUCUGCGGGAGAAGAAAAACGCCCCAGCUGCUGUCUGCCUGCCCGGCGACAAUCGCGUCUUCGUUUGCGGCGGUUGUGAUUCCUCCUCCGUGGUUGCCACCGUGGAGGUCUGUCGCCUGCGAGCGGACUGGCGGCACGUGGAGGCGAGUUCAGUCGGCACCGAUGACUUUUGGCUACCGGCUGCACCCAUGCGAAAUGCGCGUGCAUUUCUGGCAGCGGCGCCCUUCAGAGGAAGGAUCAUUGCUGCCGGUGGACAGAAGAAUGGAAAAGCUGUCGACAUUGUAGAGAUAUUCUCACCACCAGAUGCCAUAUGUCCGCUCGGCCAAUGGACAGCGCUCGCUAGGAUGAAGCAUCCUCGCUCGUCGCCCGCCAUUCUCACAUCCGCGGACGCUGUCUUUGUUCUUGGUAAUGCAUACGCCUUUGUUCCAGAUUGAUGCAUAUAAAAAUCUAUUGAUCUGGUUCGAUCCAGCGCCUUUUUUGACCCUUUUAUACGAAAGUAGAAACAUCGAAAUAUCCGUAUCUACUACUGGUUGUGGGUAAUUCGGCACUUCGGCAAUUCGGAAAUCUGACUUGAUCUAUUAUUUCCGAUUUUUAAUCCAGCAUUAUUAAAUUCCUUUAAAAUUUGUAGGUAGCACUAAAGAAUUCCGGAAUACGGUAGAGGCACUCUCUGCACCCGAAGGCCCUGUUGACUUCAGCAAUGACUUGACCUCCUGGAUCUGGUCUUCAAAGGGCUCAGUGGAAGCGCUUUGCCAUGUUGUUGGAGCUGCAAAAAUUCGCACUAAAACUUGUGCGAUUUUGUGA
This is a messenger RNA of Spirometra erinaceieuropaei, 6602 nucleotides long. Lineage: Eukaryota; Metazoa; Platyhelminthes; Cestoda; Diphyllobothriidea; Diphyllobothriidae. The record is from the annotation of a GenBank genome assembly.